This is a messenger RNA of Schistosoma haematobium, 1256 nucleotides long. RefSeq lists its product as uncharacterized. Gene Ontology annotation, biological process: base-excision repair; base-excision repair, AP site formation via deaminated base removal. NCBI's taxonomy places the organism in Eukaryota, Metazoa, Platyhelminthes, Trematoda, Strigeidida, Schistosomatidae. Bases 1 to 1092 code for a protein of 363 amino acids. The record is from RefSeq and is a predicted model, not a curated record. Gene Ontology annotation, molecular function: uracil DNA N-glycosylase activity. The transcript has 5 exons. Gene Ontology annotation, cellular component: nucleus; mitochondrion.
AUGGCAAAUAAUAUCUACGCAUCAUCAAGUAAACUCUCUCAAUCAAGUCAAAGAACUUUGACUUCAUUUUUUUCUCGAACAUCUACAACACCAACUCAAGGGGAAUUGAAGCGGAAACUUAGUUCGUCAGAAUGUGAGGGAGGAGAUUCUGAUCCACCUUCUAAACUUCUGUUCAGUGAUGAAAAUAAAUCGCCUACUACUGGGACAAUAUCACCGUCAACUACAAAUACACCGAAUAUGAAACCUUUAUCACCAAUGAAUAAUCAUUCAUUCAGUUUAAUUGGCAAUACAAAACAUUUAUUCAAAUCUACAGAAUUAGAUAAAUCAGCUGUAAAUAAAAUGUUAGCUGAAUGUCGACGAAGAUUAACUAAUCGAUCCAAUAAAAAUGUAUUAAAUUUAAUUCAAGGUAUAUCAAAUGAAUGGUUUGCUAUAUUAUUGGAACAAAUUGAACAUGAUAAAUUUCAACAAUUAGCUGAUUUUAUUGCUAAAGAACAAAAUAGUGGAGUAACAAUUUAUCCACCUAUUGAACAAAUUUUCACAUGGACUAAAUUAUGCUUACCAACAGAUAUACAUGUUGUAAUCUUAGGACAAGAUCCAUAUCAUGGACCAAGACAAGCACAUGGUUUAGCAUUUUCUGUAUGUCGACCAGUACCAGCACCGCCAAGUCUUAUCAACAUGUACAAAGAAAUUAGUUCAAGUAUGAAUUUGGCAAAUUCUAAUGAUAAUUGGCCACCAAAACAUGGUGAUUUAACUGGAUGGGCUAAACAAGGUGUAUUACUGUUGAAUGCUGUACUGACUGUUCGCUCUUCAACACCUAAUUCGCACAAAGAUAAAGGAUGGGAAUUUCUAACAGAUGCUGCUAUUCGUUAUUUAAAUAAAAAUCGAAAUAAUUUAGUUUUUAUGCUUUGGGGUGCAAGUGCUCAAAAACAAGGCCAAUCAGUUGAUCGUAAACGUCAUUUAGUACUUAAUGCACCGCAUCCAUCACCUUUAUCAGCUAGUCGUGGAUUUUUUGGUUGUGGACACUUUGAAAAAGCAAAUGAAUACUUAAAACAACAUGGCAUUAAACCAAUUGAUUGGACUAAAUUAGAUUAAUUUUCUUUUUCCUUUCUAGAGCUAUUUUUUUUCUAAUCCCCUCUUUUAUCACUUUUUAACAUAAUUCAUCCAUUGAUUCAUUGCAUUUUAUUAUUACUGAAAGAUUUUUAUAUUGUCGCAUUUAAAGUUUCUAGGUAUCUCAUAAAUAAAUUAUUUCUUUUCAA